Messenger RNA from Lates calcarifer (barramundi perch), 2188 nucleotides. Its product is annotated as laminin subunit alpha-3. The coding region runs from base 71 to 1729 and encodes 552 amino acids. Lineage: Eukaryota; Metazoa; Chordata; Actinopteri; Centropomidae. The transcript has 13 exons. The record is from RefSeq and is a predicted model, not a curated record.
CACAGCUCCACCACUGAGAGGAUGUGUGGACAUCCUGACAGAAAAUCAAGAGACCACUGAGUACAACAGAAUGAUAGGAGUCAGCAAAGGAUGUCCAGUCUCGAUACUGGGUGUCCGUGCAGCCACGUUGUACUCAGCUCUGUCCAUCGAUUCCCUGCUUGUCUGGGAGGAAGAGCCGGUCAGAGUCUCUCUGGGCUUCAGGACCACAGACAAACACGGUGCUCUUCUCAGGAGCAGAUCUCAGGGCUCCACCUCUGGUCAUGACCUUCAGCUGGCCCUGUCUGAUGGCUAUGUAGUACUUAAUAGCAAUAAUUACACCCUGAAGUCUGAUAAACAAUACAGUGAUGGAAACUGGCACUACUUGAUUGCAGUGAGGAGGUCAACAGGGUUGGAGCUCAGCAUCGAUAAUGUAAAUGUGAUUCAGGGACAAUCACACCAUAUCAAGCCAGUGGAUCAAAAUUCCAGAGGACAGAAAUUCAAAGGCUGCAUCACUAACCUUUAUUCAAGGAGGCCUGGGCAGAGCUUUAUACCAGCUGAUCUAAGCUCAUUUUCACAAACGGGAGACGUUGCUCUUGGUCUCUGCAGUCUCCACAGUCCACCUCACACCAAGCAAGAAAAGCAUGGGAAGCACAAACCUGUGAGCACAAUUCAUGUUCCUACAGGCAGCCACUGUAGACGAGCACACAGAGGUGAAUACCAGCUCUAUGAUGAACACAGCUGGCUGAGUUACACUGUGCCACAAGAGGAUCUUAAUUACAGGCCUCAUUUUUCUCUUGAUAUCAAGACCAAGUCAUCCAAUGGGCUGAUCCUCCACCUGGCAGGGAGAGGAGUCGUACCCCUGCUGGCUCUGUACAUGGCCAGUGGCAAGAUCAAGAUGUCUCUGGGGCAAAACAGAAUCAUCCAGCACAAGCAGAAGAGCAACGAUGGAAACUGGCACAGAGUUGAGUUCAGUGUGGAGAGGAGCACUUUCCACCUGCUGGUUGAUGGAAUCCAUGUGACUGAUGGUCAGUUACCAAACAAUGAGGGAUCAUCUUUAGACCUGCACAACCCUGUGUAUCUGGGAGCUGAUCCAAAAAGCAGAACCAUCAAAGGACACAACAUUCCCAUGAACACUGUUACUGGCUGUAUACGGGAUUUCAAAGUGAAUGAUGUAGCUGUUGGGGAACCUGAGGCAAAUCACAAAACUUUACCCUGCUUGGAUGGGCUCACAGAGACGGGGACAUAUUUUGGCGGCGGUCACAUCAUCUUAGGUAAUUUUACGGUUGGCUCUCACUUUGUGUUGUCCUUCGAGCUGCGUCCUCAAUACCUGACAGGUCUUCUCUUCCAUGUUCCAAGUGACAAGACCAGCUUUAAUGUGUUCUUAAUGGAAAACAAGGUGAGCGUUAAAGUGAAUGAUGGUAACGAUGCUGUUAGUGUCUCUGUGACUCCUCAUGAAAGUCUCUGUGAUGGAAAGUUUCACACAGUUACAGUGUCCAAAAAACCUGAAAUGAUCAGACUAGUGGUGGACUCUGUGUCUGAGCAGAAAGCUGUCCUUUUCACAUCCAUCUCACACUCAACAACACUGAAUUCACUUUCUAUUGGAGGGACAACAAACUACAGACAGGUCCCUGUGUCCUCACCAUUUGUGGGCUGCUUGCGAAAUGUAAAGGUUAAUGGAGGGCCUCUUGCUUUUAAGACAGAAUCCAGGGUGGUUGAUCCUGUAAGCAUCGAUAGAUGUCCUAAAGAAUGACAUGUAAUUAAACUUCUCGGACCCUAGAGCAUCAAAGUCCAACAGAGCCAACAGGCUUUGCUGAAACCUACAGAUGUUUGAAAUUCUAUCCAGACAAAGUUAGAUGAAGACACAAAAAUUGACCAUUUGAUUGAUAAAGCUAGAUGUUAGGCAAGAGGUCAGCAUUGUCACUAGCUGGUGAGGAAGUGUCCUUGAAGAAGACACAGAAAAUAAAGUGAAAGCACUAUCCUUGUAUUGCAGUGUGGAAAAGGUUAGUUAAUCAGGCUGAGAGAUUACGUUUAUGCUUCUCAAACAAUGUGUUACAAUUAAAAGUUACACUUUUAAUUGUCAAGAUGUGAGGUAACCAAUGUGUUUGGCAAAUGUAACGUAAUUAACAUUGUGUUUGCUGACCUCACCUGGCAUCAGUAAUUCUUGUGUUAAGUUACUCUUUAAUUCAACUGUGGUCUGUUGGACUAUAAU